This is a messenger RNA of Asparagus officinalis (garden asparagus), 465 nucleotides long. RefSeq lists its product as uncharacterized. Bases 1 to 465 code for a protein of 154 amino acids. The record is from RefSeq and is a predicted model, not a curated record. The transcript has a single exon. Lineage: Eukaryota; Viridiplantae; Streptophyta; Magnoliopsida; Asparagales; Asparagaceae.
AUGCUUAAGGGGCUGGGUUUUCCUGAACUGAUGAUUACUUGGGUCAUGGCCUGCAUAUCUAAUCCAAAAUUCUUCAUAUCCCUCAAUGGAUCCCUUCAUGGAUACUUCAAGGGUGAGAGAGGCUUGAGACAAGGAGACCCUCUUUCUCCUUAUCUCUUUAUAUUGGGUAUAGAAUACCUAUCCAGAAAUUUUGAUAUGCUGAGAAAUGACAGGGACUUCAAAUAUCAUCCCAAAUGUAGCAAACUCAAAAUCACUCACCUGAUCUUCACCGAUGACUUGCUUUUAUUCAGCUAUGGGGAUUUAUAUUCAGUGCAGUAUUUCAAAUCAUUCAAAAGUUCAGUAAGAUACUCUGGGCUUGAAGCUAAUCAGCAUAAAUGCUCUAUCUAUUUUGGUGGUGUUGAUGACACAAUCAAGGACAAUAUAAAGCAUCUCUUAAAUUUCUCAGAAGGGUACACUGCCUAUUAG